CUCGGAGGAGUGUUGGGAGAAUCAAAUGAGCUAAUACAUAGCAAGCUUUAAAACAGUACCUGACAUACAACAAACGUUAGCUAUCAUUAUUACCCAGUGGAUGGGAACUUGGGCUACGUAUAAAUUGAGCACCUACGAUACCCCUGGCCCUGGAAGGGGAGAAAAGGAGGCGACCCAGUGCUUUCUCCCCAAUUGGUCAAAGCUCGGUCAGAAAACAAAACCCUGGCUCUGACUAUGUGUGAUAAUCUGGAAGAGAUCGGUGUCAAACUCUAGAAAUAUCACACUGCUGUUUCACACCACAUGGUAUUUGCUUAUGCAGUCCCCUGAGCAACUCCUACCUACUUCCUGCUCCCCAGCCCAAAGUGUAACUCCUCCAGGAAGCCCUCCUUCACCCAGCCCUUACCACAUCAUUUUGAAAUUUUCUAUUUGUCCCACCUCUCUGAGACUAUGAAUUCCUCCAGUGCAAAGCCAGUCGAAUUCACCCUUUGGUGCCCAGUACCCAGCACAGUGCCUGCCCCCAAGGAGACACUGAGUGAAAACUUGGUAAUAUUGUGUAUCGAGCUGAAGGACUCCAGGCAGCAAAAAGGAACAGGCAAUGGGACAAAAGCAGGACUCCAGCCGGCACUUGGUAAAGGGCCACGAACUAGGAUUGCCCAGUGUGGCUAGGCCAGUGAGUAUAUGAGGGGACCGACCCAGGGGACAGAGGACCAGGAAGUGCCUGGCAAGUACAAGGAACCAAGCCAGGCUUGGGCGCUGACUUCACCUCCCCUCACAGUGUGCAUAUCCUCGGGCUCAAAGGUCUCCCUCUUCAACCGCCUGCGCUCCCAGACGGUGUCCACGCGCUACCUGUCCGUGGAGGACGGCACGUUCGUGGCCAGCGCGCGCCAGUGGGCUGCCUUCACGCUCCACCUGGCUGAUGAACACUGUUCCCAAGGGGACUUCCCGCCGCGAGAGGGCUACGUCCGCUAUGGCUCCCUAGUGCAACUCGUCUGCACUGUCACGGGCAUCACCCUGCCUCCAAUGAUCAUCCGCAAAGUGGCCAAACAGUGCGCGCUUCUUGACGUGGACGAACCCAUCUCCCAGCUGCACAAAUGUGCGUUCCAGUUCCCCGGUGAUCCUCCCGGAGGGGGUGGCACUUAUUUAUGCCUCGCCACAGACAAGGUGGUGCAAUUCCAGGCCUCCCCGUGCCCCAAAGAGGCGAACAGGGCCCUGCUCAACGAUAGCUCUUGCUGGACCAUCAUCGGCACCGAGUCGGUGGAAUUCUCCUUCAGCCCCAACCUGGCCUGGACCCGGGAACCCGUCACUCCGGUGCCCCUCAUCAGCACCCUAGAGCUGAGUGGUGGGGGCGACGUGGCCACUCUCGAGCUCCACGGCGAGAACUUCCACGCGGGGCUCAAGGUGUGGUUCCAGGACGUGGAGGCCGAAACCAUGUACAGGAGCCCGCGGUCCCUGGUGUGCGUGGUGCCCGACAUAGCCGCCUUCGGCAGCGACUGGCGCUGGCUGCGCACACCCAUCACGGUGCCCGUGAGCCUGGUGCGCGCCGACGGCCUCUUCUACCCCAGCGCCUUCUCCUUCACCUACACCCCCGAGUACAGCGCGCGGCCCGGCCCCCCGGGCGCCCCCGAGCCCGCCGCCGACGGCGACGCGCUGCUGGAGAGCAUCCACCACGAGUUCACGCGCAGCAACUUCCACCUCUUCAUCCAGACUUAGGUCCGCGCCCUCGCCUGGCCCUGCGGCGCUGGGUCCCAGGCCCCGCCCCCUGCUGGGAAGUGAGGGCCAGAGCCUGGGCGGCAGAGGGCUGUUGCCAUAGAAACUGUCACUCACUCGUCUGUGUGCGUCCGGGAAGACCCGACCUGCGUGAUGCUCGCCAGUCCCCAGCGCGCCUCUCCCGGUGUUUGUCUGUCUCACUCUUUCAAUCAAGCAAUCAGUCUCUCUCUCUCUCCCCCAGUACCUUUGCUCGUCUCCCUGUUUGUGUGUCCCCUCUGGUCCAACUUUGUCUCUCUCUGUUUCUCCCUGUGUCUCACUAGGAUUUCACACACUCUUAGGAGCCAGGUCUGGGACACUAACCCUCUGUGCAGUUGUGUCUCCUCUUGAAGUCGACACACGUCGUUUCACGCACCCAGGCCUGGAGCAUGGACUCUUGUGACAGGGCCCGGAGCAAGUCCUGCAUGGACUAGUAGCUCUGAGCUGGAAUACCGGCUUCCAUCUAGAUCCCCAGGUGGGGUCUGAAGUGCUGGCCCUCACCUGAGCGCCGAGUACUGCCUGGAGCACUGGGUCUCAGCGGGAGCACGGGGCUCACCUCGGACACCGAAUCCCACCCAGCGCAGGGGGUCCUGCUGGAGCACCAGGCCCCACUGGAACACUGGGUCCCUCCUGGAGCGUGAGGAUCCUGUCCUGGAGUACUGGGUUACACCGUGGAACACAAGACCUGCCCCUCCGUGUGCUCCCAGGGGCUGCAGCCAGGCAUAGGACCCUGGCCUGUGUUUGCUCUGUGGCCCACUGCGUUGGUGCCCGCGCCAGGGGUCAGGUCUGGCCAUCUUCGCAGUCCACCCAGGCACUUCUCUUGCAGGCCCCAGCAGGAUACCGUCCUGCAGGUCAGGGAUUCCUCUGCUGUUCCGAGGCAGAGUCCGAGCUGAAUGACCCACCUCCCCAAGGAGGGAGGAGCUCAGUGUACUUCCCCCCCACCAACCCGCAAACAAACAGAAGGGACCACGAGUCUGAUGGAGCAGAGAGCCUGCCAUUUUGACCCUUUCUAGAGAAGGAAAGGGUUCAGAAGCAGCUAACAUUCUUGAACUCCUGUCCCUGCCCUGGGGCCCACCUAUCGGCUCUGGGGAUGAGUUCCCUGCUAGCUAUCCCCCCAGUCUAAGCAAAGAUGCACCCCGGGCCCAGGAGCAAAUGUAAGACAAGAUACAGAACAAUUCCAGGCAGAACUUCUGGGAUCAGCUGGGCAAUAACUCAGCUGAGAGAGGAGCUUCUCUGCAUGGGGCCAAGGAACCAAAUCACAGUCCACCCUGAUCAACCUGCCCACCUCUGUCAAGGCUGUGCUUUACAGGGAAGCAGAAAAACCAGGCAGGGUCCUGGCUCAGGCCGUUGGAGCCACGGAUCUACAUACGUUGUGGGUGCCAGUCCCCAUGGAGAUGACUGCUCUAAAAUGUGGGCCCACUCCUCUGGACCCUUCCAGAUUCCGAGAAGGGCUCCUUCUCCAGGAAGUUUCUCUCCGGGCGGGGGGAGGCGGGUGAGGAAGAAGCCGACAUUACCCAAGGGUAGGAAGUGAUCUUUGCUCAUUAAACUUCCCAAAAUCAUAGUGAAGUUCUGUCAUCUGCCAUCAGCAGGCUGAAACUCACUAUGACCAGGAAAGAGAAGCUUGUUUAAGGGCCCUUCAAGGUCCCUGAGAGUGAAUGCUGGCUGAGGAAUGCAGGGGACAAGUUGAAUGGGAAAUGUCCCCUCCAUGAGUGCCUACCUUGUGUUUGCUCUCACUGUCCCAUGAUGUCGUUGAAGCAGGAAGCCAGUUGUAGGAGAAAGAGUUUUACAGCACACCACACGGGGUGUUGGGGCACAAGAGCCCUCAAGGACUUCCUCUACCACUUCACAAGGCAGGAGUCCUGGAAGCCAAGAUCCUAGGUUGGCCUGAAAGCCCAGGCCCUGCCACCCAGCUCUGUCAUCUUUUGCAAUCCCCCAGGGCACCAUACAACCUUUGGUCCCACGUAUGCACCCACUUGGAAGUCUGUGACCUCAAAGCCCUGGCCUGUCUUCUAAGUUCAAAUUGCUGCACUGUGCUCAGAGGUCCUCCUAGCCUUGAGCCUGAAUCCAUCUGACAUCCAAUCCCCUCCCUCUCCAUCCCCUUGCAGCAACCCACUGUCUAUGUUCUUCCCUCUCACCACCCAGCCACCGAAGCCUGAGGACUCCACUUCACCUUCCUUCUGCACUAGAAUAGGCUUGCUUCUUUCCUCUCCCUCCACCUACUUCCCUGAUCUCCAAAUCCAGCUCAAAUGUCACCUCUUCCAAGAUUUCCUUGAGGCAGGACCAGCUGCACACUUUAUGGGGCCCAGUGCAAAUAAAAUGUAUGGGAAAGAAGAAGAAAAUGUAUGGCCCCCUUGUUCAAAAUCUAUUUAGGAUUUCAAGACAAUGACAACAGAGCAUAAAAUCAAGGAAGGCGCUUCUAAGUCGGGAGCCUUGAGUGCACAAUUCGCAGGCCCUGGGCCCCCCUGUAUUCCCGUAGAACUUCAAGGGGCCCAUGUCACCACCCACCCUGGAUCAAAGGCCUUUAUGUACAUGUAAGUUGUCCCCUCUAGACUGUGAGCUCAUGGGGAAAGAGGCUUAUGGGUGUGUGUCCUAAAGGGCGCAUUACCAGACCUUGAACUUUGAGUGGGGCUCAAUAAAUACCAAAUUGUCUAGCGUU
Molecule: messenger RNA, 4399 nt
Organism: Suricata suricatta (meerkat)
Lineage: Eukaryota; Metazoa; Chordata; Mammalia; Carnivora; Herpestidae
Product: recombining binding protein suppressor of hairless-like protein
Exons: 6
Coding region: 679-1710 (343 amino acids)
Biological process (GO): regulation of transcription by RNA polymerase II
Molecular function (GO): DNA-binding transcription activator activity, RNA polymerase II-specific; RNA polymerase II cis-regulatory region sequence-specific DNA binding
Source: RefSeq, a predicted model, not a curated record